Nymphaea colorata (pocket water lily) is the source of this 2598-nucleotide messenger RNA. Its product is annotated as polygalacturonase At1g48100-like. The coding region runs from base 91 to 1551 and encodes 486 amino acids. NCBI's taxonomy places the organism in Eukaryota, Viridiplantae, Streptophyta, Magnoliopsida, Nymphaeales, Nymphaeaceae. Gene Ontology annotation, biological process: carbohydrate metabolic process. The transcript has 8 exons. The record is from RefSeq and is a predicted model, not a curated record. Gene Ontology annotation, molecular function: polygalacturonase activity.
GAGAGACGCCACCGUGAGGCACACUAGCCACAAACCGACCAAGGCCAUUAAAAUUUCUCACUCUCUUUUGGACGGAAGAGUGGUGCAGAGAUGUCCCCGAAAAAUUCCGUCCUGUUCCUUCUAUUCUUACUCUUCCACUCGACUCCCAUCUUUCUCUGCGAUCUCACAGAAGGUCGGCAUGUUGGAAAUGGAAGAAAGCACAACAAUGAUCAUCAUGGACAUUGGGGAAGGAAGGGAAACAAUGGCCGGCCGAAGGGUCCGAAUCCCCCCGCUCACUCUCCUCCUCCGUCACAUUCUGAUGAUAGACCUUACUCGAGUCGCGUUUUCGACAUUUUAUCAUUUGGCGCCGCCGGUGAUGGAGUUACUGACGAUUCAAAGGCACUUCUGCAAGCAUGGGAGGCUGCAUGUUCGGUGGGGUCUGCCACCAUUGAAAUCCCAUCAGAAUUCAAGUUCCUCAUUCGCCCGGUUACUUUGAAGGGACCUUGCCGGCCUGACCUUGUUCUUAAGAUAGAUGGAGUCAUCAUGGGCCCAUCAGACUUAAGCGACUGGCCUCACAAAGGGCUUCUCCAAUGGAUUAACUUGAUGUGGGUCCAUGAUUUUACGAUCAGAGGAAACGGAAUUGUUGAUGGCAGAGGAUCCCAUUGGUGGGAAGAACCAGAGAGUCUUUUCCAAGAGUCAACUUACAGAAAGUCCAAAAUCAUCCCAGACACGAAGCCCACGGCCAUCAGAUUCUACGGGAGCCAGAACGUGACCGUGAGGGACAUCAGUAUUGUCAACAGCCCCCAGUGCCACCUGAAAUUCGAUGGUUCCGGUGGAAUCCGUGUGUCAAACAUAACAAUCAUGUCGCCGGGAAACAGUCCGAACACCGACGGGAUACAUCUCCAAAAUACAAAUAAAGUGGAAAUCACGGAUGCCACUAUUGGCUGUGGUGAUGAUUGUAUAUCAAUACAGACAGGAUGUUCAGAAGUUUACAUUCAUCGAGUCAACUGUGGCCCAGGACAUGGCAUAAGCCUAGGUAGCCUUGGAAGAGACAACAGCCUAGCGUGCGUGAACAACAUAACAGCCAAAAAUAUAACCAUCCAAGAUGCCCUCUCUGGGGUCAGGAUCAAGACAUGGCAGGGCGGGAAGGGCUGGGUGAGAGGCGUGACGUUUUCCGACGUCUCCGUGUCCAACGUGGAAACGCCGAUCGUGAUCGACCAGUUUUACUGCGACCGGCGAUCCUGCCGGAACUCCAGCGAUGCGGUGGCCGUGUCCGACGUGACCUUCAAUGGCGUGAGAGGCACCUACGCGCGGCAGCCCGUCUACCUCGCCUGCAGCGACGCUCGGCCGUGCGAAGGGGUGAGGCUGACGGACGUCGAGCUCUCGCCGGCGUCGGAGAGGCAUCUCAGAGGACUCCUGCGGCAGCCCCUCUGCUGGAACGCCUACGGGGAGACGCGGGCACCUCUCCUCCCGCAGGGGAUCGACUGCCUCCAGAAAGGCGGCGCCGCUGCCCUCCUCCUUUCCGGCGCGUCUGCCCAGGAUUCUCAUCCCUCCGAUCAAUGCUUACCCUGACACCGUGUUUCAUAGCCAUCGAUGCCUGAGCAUUUUCCGUGCUGUCGGUUUGUAUAAAACUCAAAGGACGAUUGCAGGUAAAUAAGCGAAAUGACCGCCUGAAUUUGAGGAAAAGCUGCUGUAAUUUUUGUACGUGGCAGUGAAUUUUUAUGUGCUCAUCUUUGGUACUCUGUAUUGGGUCAGGUCUCCUGGGUUGAGUGUUUUAUCUGUCUCAAUUUAUUUUCCUUUUGUUGUUCACGGGAAAGAGGAAAUAGGGCAUGCCUCCCUUCUGUAAGCUUUUUAUAUGAUGAAGGUGAUGGAUUUUCAGUUUUUUUUUUUCUCCUUAAUUUGUUUUUCUCUUUCUAAAUAGGUGAAUUAAAUGCAAGAUUCCCUGCCGUUUUAUUAGGAAUUUCUUUUCAUUUUUGGGUAGUGCUAAAUGGUAACGUUAGAGUGCAAAAAAAAUUGGGUGAAAGAAUCAUCUUUUUCUAAGCAAAGAUGUAGCAGUGGUUUCAUUUCAGUUCUGCUCCAUUUCGCGAUCCAAAGCAUACCAUGUUAUAUGAAUUUAAGCAUUAAAAUUACUGCUUGAUUUCAAGCUUGGGUGUCUGAAAUUGAGGGCUCAGUCUAUGAAAUCCGGCGAAGUGCGAACAUAGUGAGGCACGCGUCACAAAUUUUAUGGAAAUCUUGCUUAAAAAACGACCAACGUUUCCUGGUUUUCUUUUUCUAGAAAUCAGUACUGUAGCACUGUUGGUUUUAGUUUAACCUGUUUUAGCUGAGCCUAAAUAAAACUUGCUUUGGUAUUAGCAGCAGAAAGUUUCGAGUUCAUGAAAUUGGGAUCCUGUACUGAUUCUUGCUCUUAUUUGUUGGAGUUGAUGAGAAUAGUCUCACUUCAGAAUUCGUAGUUUGUAAGUAUUCCAAUUCAUCUCGUGAUCAUACUUGUCAACAGUUGCUCCAAUAUGCCUUUCUGGCUCUUCUGUUUAGCCAGAAAAAAAAAACUUGUAAUUCCUUACAAUAUUGCUGCAAUUUAUUACAUUGCAUUCCAGUAUAUGUUUUUUUUUUUUUGGAAAUAAA